This is a messenger RNA of Diorhabda carinulata, 4148 nucleotides long. RefSeq lists its product as uncharacterized. NCBI's taxonomy places the organism in Eukaryota, Metazoa, Arthropoda, Insecta, Coleoptera, Chrysomelidae. The coding region runs from base 2496 to 3929 and encodes 477 amino acids. The transcript is spliced from 6 exons. The record is from RefSeq and is a predicted model, not a curated record.
GACAACGCGAGCUUAGGCGUUUGAGAGCAGAAAGAUUCAGGCGAAUUCGACAAGAAUUACUGUCAGCAAAUUCCAACCAAGAAAAUUUGAUGCCUUCUGGCAAUGAAGACGUUUUAGAAAACAUUGAGAAUCAAUUACCAGAUAUUAAUGAGUCAUUCAACAAUACAGCAAGUGAUAAUAGUUUGAAUUCCAAUCUAGAAGAUCAUAGUGCUUCCAAUUCAAAUGCUGAAGUGGAAUUGGAAUUAGUGCAAAAUUAUGAGCAAGAAGCAAUAAGUGAUGAAAUAUCAGCUGUGGUAGAAGAAGAGAUGAAUGAAGAAAGUCAUGAUAGAGAUGAUGUUAAUCAUGAAGAAUUUGACGAUUUGUUAUUAUUUCAUGAUGUUAGCUCAGACGAUGAACUAGAAAACGAGACUCAUGAUGCAAUAGAUGAAGAAGUAGAUGAUACUGAUCAAUCGGUUUAUGAUGUAGAAGACAUUCGCAAGUGGGCUUUAAUGAAUCCGCCUAUACCUCAUAGUCGUUUAGAAUCAUUAUUAGCUAUUUUAAGAAGAAGAUCUUAUCCUACUCUACCAAGAUGUGCAAAAACUUUCUUGUAUACUACGUCAGAAAAUUAUAAUAUUGAAGUUUUUGAUAAUAUUGGCAAGUUUGUAUACUUUGGCAUAGAGAAAACUAUAAGAAUUCAAUUAAACCCAAGUAUUCAUGAGCUAAAUAACAUAGAACUGAUUUUCAAUGUUGAUGGUUUACCUUUGUUUAAGUCCAGUAAAAAACAGCUAUGGCCAAUACUCUGUAAAAUCCAUCAUGAUCCAAACAUUUACAAACCAUUUCCUGUUGCUGUAUAUUGUGGAGAUCAGAAGCCACAAAGUGUUCAGAGAUAUUUAGAUAAAUUUAUAGAAGAACUCAAUAGUUUAAUGCAAACAGGAAUUAUUAUAGAUAAUCGCAAAUUCAUUGUAUCUGUAAAAGCAUUUAUUUGUGAUACUCCUGCUCGCUCUUUUUUAAAGUGCAUCGUAGGUCAUGGUGGAUACUGGGCGUGUGAAAGAUGCUUAAUAAAAGGUCAACAAUACAUGAAUAGAAGAAUUUAUCCAAUAUGUGGGGAAUUAAGAACAAAUGAGUCUUUCAGGAAUCAAUCUACUCCAGGUCAUCAUCAAGGUGUAUCACCUCUACUUCGUAUAUACCCGGAAAUUGAUUUAGUCAAGCAAUUUCCAUUAGAUUCCAUGCAUCUGCUUUUCCUUGGAAUAAUGAAAAAAUUGUUGGGAUGUUGGAUAGACGGUGACGUCAGAGAACUUAAACUUAGUAGCAGGUUUAAGUCACUAUUGACUGAUAUGUUAUCGAAAAUAAAAGUGCCUAAUGAAUUCCAGAGGGCUACGAGAUCUUUAACAGAAUUUCAUAAAUUCAAAGCCACCGAAUUUCAAUUUUUAUUGCUAUAUGCAGGGCCAGUCAUUUUUAAAAAAGUUUUAAAAGAUGAAGUAUUUAAACAUUUCAUGUUAUUACAUGUAGCAUGCAGAAUUCUAUUUUCUAAACAGUUAGCUAUGGUGCAAUGGCCAUCCGCAAAACAUUUUCUAACAUUAUUUGUCACUAUAGCACCAGCUAUAUAUAAACCUGAAUUUGUUAUAGGAAAUGUUCAUAAUCUUUAUCAUUUAGCCGAUGAUGUAGCAUAUUUUAAUUGUCCUCUAUAUGAAAUAUCUUCGUAUCCAUUUGAAAAUGCUCUAGGUAAAAUGAAAAAACUUAUUAGAAAUGGCAAUAAUCCUCUUUCACAGUUGUGUCGGAGAUUCAAUGAAAUUUUUUACGUUUGGAAUGAACCAACAGGUAUACCUCCGAAUGUUGUUAUAAAAAGACAACUGAAACCAGAUUCAUCAGGUCGAACUACCAUAAAACAGCUUGAAUUUAAAGGAGUGUUACUAACUACAAAAGAGCCAAAUAACACCAUAUUACUGACAAAUCAAAAAAUUUUACAAAUAAAUGAUAUAUACAUUCCUCCACGUGGUGAUAUAAGUACUAUUGAAAUGUGUGGUAAAAUCCUAAGAAAAAGAAAACCUCUUUUUACAUAUCCAUGUAAUGCUAAAUUUCUACAAAUGUUUAAUGUCUCUGCAAAUAAUGAGAAUAUUGUGACGUGUAAAAUUAUAGAUGUGGAUAAAAAAAUGGUUUGUCUAAAUUUAAGUGAUGAACAUAAAGAAAAAAUAUAUGUGAUACCACUACUUCAUAUGUAAAAGUGAAAAAUAAGAAUGUUUUAUAUGGUACAAUCUGCCGUUUGUAUUGACGGCUUUAAACUUUAAGUCUCAUAAUCUUAUACAAACAUCUAUUCUACGAAGAGUAUUGUUUAUGUUUAUAUUUUCAAGUGGAUGGUAAUCAGUAUAGAAAUCUUUUCUACGCGUCAACAGUAAGAAUCAGUUUAAUUUCUGAAUCGUGUUCAGUCGUUCGUGUAUACUCUUAACCAUAUAAUUAUUGUAGGUUAAUAAAUAGUGAUAUAAUUAAAAUAGUUGAUAUAUUCUCGAAAAAUAAUCACCAUGAGUACUGAUAAUAGUACAUCAAAUGAUGAUGUAUCAGAAGUGGUUGCAGAUUAUAAGUAUAGACUAGUUGUUUUUGUUGGUAAGAAAAAAAAAAAAGAUAUUGACAUAGUGCCAUCGUCUUGGAUUUUUUAUGAUGAAAAAACAGACACAAUCAAGUGCAAAUUUAUGCCUCCACCAUACGAUGUAAAGCGAUCGGAUACGUUAUCAAAAAUGGUACAGAAUUGUGAACAACCGAUAAAUGAUUGGCCAGUUUAUUCAGUAGACAUCCGAGGAAGAGCUCGAACGUUUGAAGAAGCUAAUGAAUUGGCUAUCCAAUUGGAAUAUAAGCCAUUUGCUUAUUCUACACAAAAUGAAGAGACAGCUAAAGUAAAGGCUGCUAAUGAUGUGCAUUUUUUUAAAAAUAGAAAAACAUUCAGAGAUGAAUCUUUGAAGAUGUUAAAUGAAAUCAACAUCGAUUUAGGUGAAAAAACACGUGUGAAUAGAGCUCAGCCAUCAUCGCAAAAGUUACCAACAGAAGAAGAUAAACAAGAUAGAUAUUAUUCUUCCACAGACUCAGACGAAGAACAUUGUUACGAUGCAUCUAGAUCAAAAAAAAAGAAAAUCAUUACCAGAAAAAAUAUCAAAAGAUCUCGCAUAUCUUCGUCCAGUACAUCUGAUUCGAAUUUAAAAAUUGAUGAAAAUAAUCCACAAACACCUAAUGUAAUGGAAAAGCUAGAUAAGAAUUGUCAACCAGUAUUAUUAUGCUCGUCAACAAACCAACAUUCAAUUGAAAAAAUCGAAGGUGACCAAUUUGAAAAGUUAUAUCGUAUGAUUGAUGCCCGCUUUAAGACUUUUUCAAAUGAAAUAUCGGAGAAAUUCACUAAACUCAAUAGUCAAUAUAAUUCAUUAUCUUUACAAAUUGGACAGUUAAGUGGAAAAAUUAUUGAGAUUCAGCAUCAAUUAACAAAGAAUAAUAUCAAUAACACAGAUAUUGAAGUCGAUAGUGAUGAUGAAAAUGCUGAAAUAAAACUUCCAUGUAAAACAAAAAUAGAUUUUGAUCAGUUCGAUGAAAAACUUGAAAAAGAUAAGAAUUUUCAAAAAAAAUUCGUUCGGAAAUUACUUCAAAAAGUCAAUAGACGCUUACCCAUAACUAGGAAUUUUGGCGAAUUAUUAAGAUAUUGUAUAUCUCGCGAUGUAGGUCUCAUGUUCGCUCCAGUUAAGACUUCAAAAAAAAAAUCACAUGUAUUCAAGGAUACAUGUCUUUUUAAAGUUAUAAAAGCGACGCUCAGAAAAGUUUUUUCGAAACCAGGCGAAGAUGUCCCAGACCAAAAUAUUCUUGAUGCUAUGGCUUCAGCUCUACAUAAUUGUAAAGACUGGGACGGUGGACGAACUGCUCGUUCCAAGAAACCUGCUGAAGCUAAUAGUGAAAUAGACAAUGAGCAUUUAGACUAGUAUUUCAGAUUAGUAUUCUUAAUUGCGUAACUUUUUUAUAUAAAGUAAAAUAUACAUUAUGUAGUUUAUCCCGUGCAUUAUAUUGUAUUCUGAAAGUUUGAUUUAAAAAAUAGUUCUUUAUUACUUAUUGUAUUUUAAGAUUGUAAUGACUAUGAAUGUAUUGUUUGUAAUUGAUAUAUCUAUAUAUAUUUUAAAAUACAUUAUUUUUAAUGUUGCCAA